Molecule: messenger RNA, 1863 nt
Organism: Dipodomys ordii (Ord's kangaroo rat)
Lineage: Eukaryota; Metazoa; Chordata; Mammalia; Rodentia; Heteromyidae
Gene: Rtn2
Product: reticulon 2
Exons: 10
Coding region: 76-1473 (465 amino acids)
Source: RefSeq, a predicted model, not a curated record
GAGCACCCGCAGCCCCAGGCCCAGGGCGGCGUGGCCGGAGCGGGCGGGGGUCCUGAUGCAGGCCCGAGGGGGGCCAUGGGGCAGGUCCUGCCGGUCUUCGCCCAUUGCAAAGAAGCUCCAUCUACAGCAUCUUCUACCCCUGAUUCUGCAGAAGGAGGGAAUGAUGAUUCGGAUUUUCGGGAGCUCCACACAGCCCGGGAAUUCUCAGAGGACGAGGAGGAGACCACAUCACAGGAUUGGGGCACCCCCCGGGAGCUGACCUUCUCCUACAUUGCUUUUGACGGUGUCGUGGGCAGUGGGGGACGUAGGGACUCUGUUGCCCGGCGCCCUCGGCCCCAGGGUCGCUCAGUAUCCGAACCAAGAGACCUGCCCCCACAGCCCAACCUGGGGGACAGCUUGGAGAGUAUCCCCAGCCUGAGCCAGUCCCCUGAGCCUGGACGCCGUGGGGACCCCCCUCAGGCCCAGUGUUCCCUGGAGGACCUGAGGCUUCGGCUAGACCAGAUGGGCUGGGCUGCUCGCUGUGCUGGGUCUGGGGAGGACUCGGCCACCAGUAGCUCCACCCCACUGGAAGAUGAGGAACCCGAAGGACUGGAUGUAAGAGAGGCUGGUGAAGAAGUGGACCCACAACUCCAUUUCCCUCCGUUGUCACCUCUGGAGGUCUUGACCCCUCAGCUUACUCCCAGAUCUGGGACCCUCCGGGUCCAUACUCCAUCCCCACCUACAUCCCGAGAUUCGAACUCUGGGCCUGAUGAACCUUCGCCUGCCAAGGAGGAUGAGCCAUGGGGGCCAUCGGAGCAGGAACCAGUCGCAGGACAGUGCCUCAAUAUCAGGAGCCAAUCAGAAUUCACACUGGAGCCACACCUACUAGUGGCGGACCUGCUGUACUGGAAGGACUCCCGGACAUCGGCGGUGGUCUUCACUGGCCUCAUGGUCUCCCUCCUCUGCCUCCUGCACUUCAGCAUCGUGUCCGUGGCCUCGCACGUGGCUCUACUGCUGCUCUGUGGCACCAUCUCUCUCAGGGUUUACCGCAAAAUGCUGCAGGCUGUGCACCGGGGCGAUGGAGCCAACCCCUUCCAGGCGUAUCUGGACGUGGAUCUGACCCUGACCCCAGAGCAGAGGGAACGUCUGUCCCACCAGAUCGCCUCCCACGUGGUCUCUGCAGCCAAGCAGCUGCGACAUUUCUUCCUGGUAGAAGACCUGGUGGAUUCUCUCAAGUUGGCCCUGCUCUUCUACAUCUUGACCUUCGUGGGGGCGGUCUUCAAUGGUUUGACUCUUCUCAUUCUGGGAGUGAUCGCUUUGUUCACAGUCCCGCUGCUGUAUCAGCAGCACCAGGCCCAGAUAGACCAGUAUGUGGGUUUGGUGACCAAUCAGUUGAGCCACAUCAAAGCUAAGAUCCGAGCUAAAAUCCCAGGGACCGGAGCCCUUGCUUCAACAGCAGCCUCAGUCUCCGGAUGCAAAUCCAAAGCCGAAUGAGAGGACAUCUGUGCUCGCUCAUGGGAUGCCUGGCUUGCCCCUCCCCCAGCAGCCCCUGUCCCCAUCUCCUCCCCCCAUCCCCAUCCAUCCCCCACUUUCUCCUCCCUCGCCCCAAGCCAGUUCCUGGUAGGUGUCAGGAUCUCUCCCACUGGGGACUCUGCACCAAGUGUCUAAGCCACUAGGACUACAUUUCCCAAGAGGCUCUACGCCAGGAGUCCAGGAAAGACAACGCACCUUGGUCGUGGGACCUGCUGGGACUUGUAGUUGUCUAGCCAGGGCAUGGUCCCGCACUUCCGUGACCAGCCGCUGGAGGCGCCACAAGGGGUUGGUGUCUUCUGGACGACGCCAGGCUGGGGCUUUGCAUGGGGCCCAGGCGAGGCCUGAGCUUGG